AUGGAUGAUUCGCAGUUAUCUUCCACUUGUGACUUUAUAAUUGGUGGCAAAUGGCGUCUGUUGCGCAAAAUUGGCAGCGGAUCAUUUGGUGCCAUCUUUCUUGGGGUAAACAUCCAUACCUCCGAGGAAGUUGCGGUCAAAUUGGAAAGAGUUAACGCCAGACAUCCUCAACUGUAUUUCGAAAGUCGAGUGUACCGAGUUUUACAGGGCACAUCAGGCGUACCUCAGGUAUACUUUUAUGGUCUGGAUGGCGUACGCAACACACAUCAUGCAUUGAUCAUGGAUCUACUUGGACCCAGUUUGGAGGAUCUGUUUUCAUUUUGCGGACGUCGGUUUACCAUGAAGACAGUUCUAAUGCUCGCCGAUCAAAUGUUGUGGCGAUUGGACUUUUUACAUGCACGCAAUUUUAUUCAUCGAGAUAUCAAACCGGACAAUUUCCUCAUGGGUAUCGGUCGAAAUUGCAACAAAGUUUUCUUGAUCGAUUUUGGGUUGGCCAAAAAAUUCCGAGAUUCACGGACGCGAAGGCAUAUCCCUUAUCGAGAGGACAAGACUCUGAUUGGGACCGCGCGAUAUGCUAGUUUGAAUUCCCACGGCGGUAUUGAACAAUCCCGCCGAGAUGAUCUGGAAUCGUUGGGUUACGUGUGCAUGUACUUCAUCCGUGGCAGCCUUCCUUGGCAAGGUCUACGGGUGAGUGUGCAUUACAAUGACCGAAUAUUACGCACACAAGCUGGUUUGCGUGGUAAAAACAUAUUUUUCUUCCCCAUUGUCCAAAGCAGUAAAGCGAGCUAA
Messenger RNA from Echinostoma caproni, 789 nucleotides. The record is from the annotation of a GenBank genome assembly. NCBI's taxonomy places the organism in Eukaryota, Metazoa, Platyhelminthes, Trematoda, Plagiorchiida, Echinostomatidae.